Molecule: messenger RNA, 2354 nt
Organism: Tachyglossus aculeatus (Australian echidna)
Lineage: Eukaryota; Metazoa; Chordata; Mammalia; Monotremata; Tachyglossidae
Gene: TASP1
Product: taspase 1
Exons: 14
Coding region: 209-1465 (418 amino acids)
Biological process (GO): protein maturation
Molecular function (GO): threonine-type endopeptidase activity
Source: RefSeq, a predicted model, not a curated record
CUAUAGUCCUCUCAAAGCCCCUGCUUUAAAGUGUCUACUGAGAUAUCAACCAUUUGGCUUCAUGGGAGGAGGAAGUGAUAUUAAAAGAGAUAUUGAAGUAACAUGGAGCAUCAUUGAGAGUAAGGCAGGGGGAUUCCUCUUCCAAGUUAUCUUUUGGAUGGAAGAAUGCCCUUUUUCCAAUAGAAGAUGGUAAUCUUGGAGUAUCAUCAUGGAGAAGGGGAUGAGUUCAGCAGAAGUGCUGCCUUCCAAGUCCUCUCAACUUACUGCUGUUAAGGUGACAGCCAGAGAACUAGAAACAAAGCAGGCCCAUAAAGAGAAACGAGUAGGAUUUGUGCUUGUACAUGCAGGUGCAGGUUAUCACUCUGAAUCCAAAGCUAAAGAAUAUAAACACGUGUGCAAACGAGCCUGUCAGAAGGCGAUUGAAAAACUACAGGCUGGUGCUCUUGCAACUGAUGCAGUGACUGCAGCUCUUGUUGAACUAGAGGAUUCACCUUUUACAAAUGCAGGAAUGGGUUCUAACCUGAACCUUUUGGGCGAGAUUGAGUGUGAUGCUAGUAUAAUGGAUGGAAAGUCCUUAAACUUUGGAGCAGUUGGAGCAUUGAGUGGAAUCAAGAAUCCAGUUUCAGUUGCAAAUAGAUUGUUGUGUGAAGGGCAGAAAGGAAAACUCUCUGCUGGCAGAAUUCCUCCCUGCUUUUUAGUUGGAGAAGGAGCCUACAGAUGGGCAGUGGAUCAUGGAAUACCUUCGUGUCCUCCAAGUGUCAUGACUACAAGAUUUAGUUUAGCAGCUUUUAAGAGAAACAAGAGGAAGCUAGAGCUGGCAGAAAGGGUGGAAACAGAUCUCAUUCAACUAAAGAAAAGAAGACAAUCAAGUGAAAAGGAAAACGACUCAGGAACUUUGGAUACAGUCGGAGCAGUGGUUGUUGACCAAGAAGGAAAUGUUGCUGCUGCUGUCUCCAGUGGAGGUUUAGCCUUGAAGCAUCCUGGGAGAGUUGGUCAGGCCGCUCUGUAUGGAUGUGGCUGCUGGGCUGAAAACACUGGAGUUCAGAAUCCCUAUUCCACAGCUGUGAGUACCUCAGGCUGUGGAGAGCACCUUGUCCGGACCAUACUGGCCAGAGAAUGUUCACAUGCUUUGCAGGCAGAAGAUGCUCAUCAAGCUCUGUUAGAGACUAUGCAAAACAAGUUCAUCAGUUCACCUUUCCUAGCCAGUGAAGAUGGUGUGCUUGGAGGAGUGAUAGUUCUUCGAUCUUGUAGGUGUUCUACGGAGCCUGACUCUUUACAAGAUAAGCAGACCCUUCUAGUGGAGUUUCUAUGGAGCCACACAACUGAGAGCAUGUGUGUUGGGUAUAUGUCAGCCCAAGAUGGCAAAGCCAAGACUCACAUUUCAAGACUUCCCCCCGGAGCUGUGGCAGGACAGUCGGUGGCCAUUGAAGGAGGAGUGUGCCGCCUGGAGAGUCCAGCAAACUGAACCCCUCGGUUCAUUGGCUCAGUGUGAAGUGUCUGAAUGCCUUUUCCUGUAAUGAGCUUUUUUGUGUUUUAACAGAUGUUGAGUGUUUUAUCCUCCUCGUUUUAUAAUCCUUAUUGCAUCCACGUGCACCAUAACUUGAGACACAAGUGCUGCUGUAGUCUGUAAUCUUAGUGAUGUGUGAUUGUGUGCGCGCGUAUGUGUGAGGGUAUGUAUGUGAGCUAUUCCCCGGCCCCACCUAAGUAACAUAGGACUUCCUUUUCCCCAUGUGCAACUGGAGAGCAGGUAUGAUUUAAUGAAAUGGCAAAAUAUGGAUUUUCAUUGUUUACAAAACAAUCUAAAGAUGUGGGGGAAAACCUUUGAUUUAGAGCUGUAGCAACUGUCAUUCACGUCAUUAAUUGAAAAUUAAUUAACAGAACUCAGAUCUAGUUGCUAAAUGAUUCCGUGUAAUAGUGCUGCAUUUUAAAAAAAAUGAGCUUGUUUUUUGUAAUGGUUUAAGUGGAUCCAGUGGUGACUUAAACCCUGAUUUUCAUCCCUAAUACAGGGCAUUUUUAUUUAACAAAGAAUGGUUUCAGUGAAACAAUCUUGUGCAGAAUUAAGGCCAGACCUUUUUAAAACUAAUCUACAAUUAAGGUUGAACCUCUUUCCUCAAGCUUUUAUAAGCUUAUAUGUUGCAUAGCUUCAAGCUGUAUGUACUGUAUUAUGAAAAGAUACUGAAAGAUAGAGUACAGUAAUGCACAGUCUUUAUUUGUGUAUAAUGGAAUGUUAUUUACACUGUAACUGUAAAUAAGAAAACAAAGUUUAUGGAAAAAUUCAAUAUUAUCUUUGUUUCUUGUUUAAAUAUAUUUUUAAGAUAAAAGUACAAAAAUAAAGCAAGCAAAUUCCUCAAUGC